This is a messenger RNA of Styela clava, 1882 nucleotides long. RefSeq names its product RNA-splicing ligase RtcB homolog. The record is from RefSeq and is a predicted model, not a curated record. Gene Ontology annotation, cellular component: tRNA-splicing ligase complex; nucleus. Lineage: Eukaryota; Metazoa; Chordata; Ascidiacea; Stolidobranchia; Styelidae. Gene Ontology annotation, biological process: tRNA splicing, via endonucleolytic cleavage and ligation. Gene Ontology annotation, molecular function: RNA ligase (GTP) activity; RNA ligase (ATP) activity.
GCAUGUAUUUUUUUACAAGCAUAGCAGAAUUAUCUGAUUGUCUUUGUUAUCUGUUAUUUAAUAUCAAACAUGGGCCGAUCAUACCAAGAAGAAUGUGAAUUUCUGGAAAAAGUGAGUCCAAAUUGUUGGAAAAUUAAGAAGGGUUUUGUUCCUAAUAUGAAGGUCGAAGGAAUGUUCUAUGUGAAUGAUCAUCUUGAAAAACUGAUGUUUGAUGAACUGCAGAACUCAUGUCGAGGAGGGGUGGGUGGAUUCCUACCGGGUGUCAAACAAAUUGCAAAUGUCGCAGCUCUGCCUGGAAUUGUUAAGAAUUCAAUUGGCCUACCAGAUAUUCAUUCAGGGUAUGGAUUUGCGAUCGGUAACAUGGCGGCUUUCGAUAUGUCAGAUCCUGAAGCUAUUGUAUCACCGGGUGGAGUAGGUUUCGACAUAAACUGUGGAGUACGACUUCUACGAACAAAUCUUUCGGAAUCAGACGUUCAACCAGUGAAAGAACAAUUAGCCCAGGCAUUGUUUGAUCACAUUCCUGUGGGUGUCGGAUCUAAAGGUGUCAUCCCUAUGAAUGCAAAAGAUUUGGAAGAAGCAUUAGAGAUGGGGGUUGAUUGGUCAGUACGUGAAGGUUAUGCAUGGGCCGAAGAUAAAGAACAUUGUGAAGAAUAUGGAAGAAUGCUUCAAGCCGACCAAUCUAAAGUAUCUGCUCGCGCUAAAAAGAGAGGAUUACCGCAGCUUGGAACCCUUGGUGCCGGGAAUCACUACGCAGAAAUCCAAGUAGUUGAUGAAAUAUUCAACAAUCAUGCAGCCAAGAAGAUGGGAAUUGAUCAUAAAGGACAAGUCUGUGUGAUGAUACACAGUGGAAGCCGAGGACUUGGACACCAAGUUGCCACUGAUGCUCUUUUAUCAAUGGAGAAAGCAAUGAAGCGUGACAAUAUCGUAGUAAACGACAGACAACUUGCGUGUGCUAAAAUCGCAUCACAGGAAGGACAAGAUUAUCUGAAAGGAAUGUGUGCUGCUGGCAACUAUGCUUGGGUUAAUAGGAGCUCAAUGACUUUUCUGACACGACAGGCUUUUGGAAAAGUAUUCAAAUGUGCAGCGGAUGAUCUAGACAUGCAUUUGAUUUAUGAUGUUUCACAUAAUAUUGCAAAAGUCGAGGAACAUUUUGUUGAUGGGAAACAGAAAACUUUACUUGUGCAUAGGAAGGGCUCAACACGAGCUUUCCCACCACACCAUCCACUUAUUCCUGUUGAUUAUCAGUUAACAGGCCAGCCAGUCCUGAUAGGAGGAACCAUGGGAACCUGUAGUUAUGUAUUAACUGGUACUGAGCAAGGAAUGGAGGAGACUUUUGGCACAACUUGCCAUGGAGCGGGCCGUGCACUCUCUCGCGCGAAAUCACGAAGAAACAUCGGAUAUCAAGACGUCUUGAACAAACUCGCUGACCUCGGAAUUUCUAUUCGUGUGGCAUCACCUAAACUUGUUAUGGAAGAGGCUCCAGAAUCAUACAAAAAUGUAACAGACGUCGUAAACACAUGCCAUGCUGUUGGAAUCAGUAAAAAAGCAAUAAAAUUACGACCUAUCGCUGUCAUUAAGGGAUAAGAGGGUAAAGAGUCAACACUGUUCGAAAGUAUGAUGGUCUUCAACGACAUGAUCUGAUAGUUCUGAUUCUGAAGCAAGCACUGUUCGCUUUGGGAGUUCUUUCAUUUCCUUCAAUGGUGAAAUGUAUAUUUUGGUGGAAUACUUUUGAUUCUUUAGUAUCAGUUGAUGCUUCAUUAUUGUUCACUUGUAGAUUAGAAUUAAUCAGUGAAUUUUAGGAGCAUUGCACUCACAACUCUUAAAAUCACCCCCAAUCUACACCAUGUUUUACUUGGCUGGGGCACGGCUAAUUUUAGCUUGG